Pieris brassicae (large cabbage white) is the source of this 999-nucleotide messenger RNA. RefSeq names its product 39S ribosomal protein L43, mitochondrial (gene mRpL43). The transcript has 3 exons. Gene Ontology annotation, biological process: mitochondrial translation. Gene Ontology annotation, cellular component: mitochondrial large ribosomal subunit. The record is from RefSeq and is a predicted model, not a curated record. Bases 118 to 669 code for a protein of 183 amino acids. Gene Ontology annotation, molecular function: structural constituent of ribosome. Lineage: Eukaryota; Metazoa; Arthropoda; Insecta; Lepidoptera; Pieridae.
CAGUCAUCGUCGGUUCAAAUUUGUUGAUGGUUUUGUGAUUAAGUUUUUCAACUCGUAAAGUUUAUUUUAUUAAUUAUUUAAUUAAAUAAUUCGAUUCUUUCACAAAUCCUAAAUACAAUGUCGAAUAGUAAUUUAUUUAUGAAGACAGGAUUUGUUAGAGCUCCCCUACAAAAUGGUGUUGGCCGCUAUGUGUGUCAGCUUCAAAGAAUAGUUUUUAAAUUUUGCAAAAGCCACGGCGGUAGCCGGGGUUUAAGAGACUUCAUAGAACAAGACUUAGUGGACUUUGCCAAGAACAAUCCAAGUGUAGUUGUGUAUUUGAAGCCUCGUAGACAUAGAUCAGCUGUUGUUGUUGGUGAAUAUUUAAAUGGAGACAGAGUGUGGAUGUCCGUUAACCAAAAAACUCAUUCAGAAAUUACAAAAUGGAUAGAAAAUCUCCGCACCCAACAAGGCAAUUUGUCAGAAAUACGCCUCCGUAAAUAUCAAUAUACUGAUCACCCUUCGAUACAAGGGCCAUGGACGCCAUUUACAUUCAAAAACCCAGAAUUGAAUCUUGCGGAAUUGCCCAAUGUGAAAUUUGGUGAAAAUAAUCGUUUGCCUAUUUCUGCUACUGAACAGUUGAGAUUGAUGUUUGAAAAGCAAAAGUUGAGUGAUGUUAAAACUGCAGAAUAAAAGCCUGAACAUGAGUAAGUCUGAAUCUUAGUUUAUUGUGCCGUUCCCUGUGUUAACUCAAUAUUGUGCUUCACUUUGACAGGCACUAGAUUGAAUUGUUAGUUGAUUUUUAAUAAAAUUAUACACUGAUUACACAUUGAAUGGGCUAUUUGAAAGUAUAUUUCAGUGCAAGCUGUUAAAGUAUCCAUAUUUAUUCAUAUAGUUAAGUCCAUAUAUCCAUAUCAAAUUUGUCUUUGAAAAGGGUUAUUCAAAAAUUUAUUUUUAUGUCAGUCAAGUGAUACAAGGCUAUAAAAAAAAUGUAAUAUCUGUGCCUGUCUAAUCCUUAUACCA